Sphenostylis stenocarpa is the source of this 204-nucleotide messenger RNA. The record is from the annotation of a GenBank genome assembly. NCBI's taxonomy places the organism in Eukaryota, Viridiplantae, Streptophyta, Magnoliopsida, Fabales, Fabaceae.
AUGUCUUUCUUCUCAUCCCUCUUCAAUUGCCUUGUUUCCUCUUCUUCAUCGUCAUCAUGUAAGCGAGUAUCUGAUAUCGAACAUGGACGUGAAUCGAAAGCUCCUUCUUCAGAGAAGCAAAAGAGCAAAUCAAAAUCAAAGGGAACACCAGUGGUGCAUGAACAACUUUGUUUACCUAUUCCAAUUGCUGCCCUAAUUGAUUAA